Molecule: messenger RNA, 1664 nt
Organism: Galendromus occidentalis (western predatory mite)
Lineage: Eukaryota; Metazoa; Arthropoda; Arachnida; Mesostigmata; Phytoseiidae
Product: U6 snRNA phosphodiesterase
Exons: 2
Coding region: 223-1074 (283 amino acids)
Biological process (GO): U6 snRNA 3'-end processing
Cellular component (GO): nucleus
Molecular function (GO): 3'-5'-RNA exonuclease activity
Source: RefSeq, a predicted model, not a curated record
GUUUCAAUGAUGAUGGCCGUGGUGCCUGUGUGCUGUUGGUAGAAGUUUCCCUCAGCGCGACACCUGAGAGGGAAUACACGGGCACACGCUCCUCUGUGCGUCGAUCAACUCGAUCCCCACAGUCGAUGUGGAGUGUUGCCUGAAUUAAUUGCCCCGAGUGAAUACGGAUCCCGGGAACCGCAAUCGUCUGAAGAGUAGAACGAAGACACAAGAAGCUUCGAGAUGAGUUUGGCGCAGCUCACGUGUGCGUACGAUAGCCACACAUCGUCCGAAGGAUCGAAUUCCUCGAAUUCAGGCGAAUCAUCGUCGGGGCCGACGACGAUACCGCAGUAUCCGCCGUGCAAGAAGAACAAACUAGAGCUACCCAAAGAAAUCAGCGGAAUGUUCCCCUCGCGGAACUGGACUGACGAGCCGGAGAAGCACGGCGGCCGUCGUCGAGCCUUCGAGCACGAGCAAGGCGUCUGGGCGUCGCACUUCUUCGUGCAGACCUGCGACAAGGAAUACAUGGACGACGUGCAAAAAAUCGCCUGCGAUACCGUGCCGUUCCUCAGGAGAUCGGACACCGCUCAGUCGCACAUCUCGCUCUCGAAAACCCUCAAGUGCCGCUAUCACUGGAUCAAACCAUUGUAUUCCUACGUCCGCCAGGGGAUACAGACGAGGAAACCGUUCCUAGUUUCCUUCAGCCGUUUCUCAGUCUAUGAGAACGAAGAGAAAAACACCUGUUUCCUCGCGCUCGAUGCAGAUAUCGGCGCCAACGACCUCAAGGAUCUCUCCGGGCGUGUCGACAACGCCCUGGAUCAUUUCAAUUUACCGCACUUCUACCAUCAGCCAAGAUUCCACGUGAGCAUCGGCUGGGUACCGAUGCAUAGGAAAAACGAUCUAUUGAAAAGCCUGGCCGACCUGCAAAGAGAGCUUGAUGACUAUUGUUUGUCGGUCGAGCUAGCCGGCGUCGUGGAUCGUCUGUGCUUCAGGUCCGGGUGCAAGCUCUACGAAAUUCCUCUGGGAAUCGAGAUCCCACACAUGCAGUACACGUCUUCGGAGGCUCCUGCGAAAGGCAAACCCAAGAAUAAUUGAGCUCGUUCCUCACCGAUAAUUAUUUAUUGCGUGAUGCUUGUGUGGAAUGUGCGAACACCCAAGUGGAUGCAAAUCUGAAUGUGGGGGCUUGAUGCCCGAUGAAAGUGUUACGAAUGCUCUCUAUCUGAGUCUCGGAAGCUUCGAGGACUUGGAGCUGGUAAUGGCUCGUUACAUUGUUGUUGUGCCUCCGCUCUAUAGCGGAAAAAGGCUCUGGCGCGGAUAAACAUUAUAGGACAAUUACGGAAACUGAUUCAACGGCUGGAUAAUAUAUCCAUUAUAUCACGAGCGAGGACAAGCCGUCGUAUACCGCAACCCAUGAUCUCAAUAUCUGAUACAAUCAGAUCGUCAGUCAGACAGUUUAUUUAGCAAUUCUAAUGGAAUGAUUCGUUUUCUCACGACCGAUUGAUCAGGUCCGAGAGCCACACUGAGUCCUUGAGUACAUCGAAACAGCAUAAGACAGCAAGGGAAAGAUAGACUUAGCUAUUUAUUCUGUCGUUGCGAUAUCUGUAAAUACGAUGUACUUUAUCUAGAAUAAGGGAAAUAAUAUCAUUGUCGUCGAAUACUAUCAAUAAACCGAAAAUAACGUGGAA